CAUGCCGAUGAGGCAAUUUUCGCCGCAGCUUCACCAUCACUUCUCUAACCGAGCAACGCACCAUCAAUUCGUCUCUCAGUUGCCUCCUCCGCCGUCGCUGUCUACUGUCCUUCUAUUCACUUCUUACUCCACUGCGUCGUCUCUGCCUCGCCGUAGAUUCAACCUCCGGAAACGCCAUCCUCCACCGGCGGAAGCUCUCGUUCCGACGGUUAUUGUAGAAGAAGCUGGCGGCGAUGACGAUAUCGGUGAGUCCGACGCGAAGAAGAGCCGUAACCUGCGGAAGCGCGAAGCUCGCCGUGCAGUCCGAUGGGGUAUGGAACUUGCUUCCUUCUCCAACGAUCAGAUCAAGCGGAUCCUGAGAGCUGCGUCGCUUGAAGAAGAUGUUUACGACGCAUUGAUGCUUGCGAAGAGACUAGGCCCAGAUGUUCGAGAAGGAAAGCGGAGACAGUUCAACUAUAUCGGGAAGUUGUUGCGUGAAGUGGAACCUGAUUUGAUGGAUACUUUGAUCCAUGCUACAAAGAACGGUGAUCAAAGAACGCUUCAGGCACUGGUUAGUUCAGCAAAAAAUAAUAUGGAUGAUGUUGGAGGUGAAAAUGAUGAUGUAGAAACAGACUCUGAAGAUGAAGUAGAGUGGUCAGACGAAUACAUCAGCGUGGCUGCUAGAUGGUUUGAUGGCCUGAUUAGCCAGAAUGUGAAAGUUACAAACGAAGUUUAUUUGCUUCAGAGUGUUGAUUUUGAUCGGCAGGAAUUACGCAAGCUUGUUCGGAAUCUGCGUUUGGCUCAAGAGCGACGUAAAUCUGUAACCGAGGAGACUGAGAAGAAAAUCAGUGCUGCUGUUGUGGCCGCCGAAAAGUCCCUUACCCGUUUCCUCUAUUCCCUGGCAAAACAAGUGCAGGGUGGACAGAGUGAUUCGUACUUGUAGAUAAUAAGUUGCAACUUUCAUUUGCUAUAUUUUCUGCAUGUCUGUUGCUCCAUUGCAUAAUUCUUCUGUAUUUGAUUUAGUACAAACAGCAAAUUACAUCAUUUUUCUUAGGAGGUCGUAAUGAUAUCUAGGUACGGUGAGAAUA
Messenger RNA from Tarenaya hassleriana, 1067 nucleotides. RefSeq names its product UPF0307 protein BPP3887. Lineage: Eukaryota; Viridiplantae; Streptophyta; Magnoliopsida; Brassicales; Cleomaceae. The coding region runs from base 2 to 922 and encodes 306 amino acids. The record is from RefSeq and is a predicted model, not a curated record. The transcript is spliced from 6 exons.